CAACCCUCUGCAGCAGAGCCAUUGGAUGGAGAAGAAUACCUGGACAUUAUAGGUAUCAUGCGAAACCAAGCGGGUCGUUAUGAAUGCAAGGCCAGCAAUGACGUUGCCACACCUGAUGUCAAAUACGUCAAUGUGGUUGUCAGCUACCCUCCAACAAUAAAGAAAACCCAGAGCUCAGAGACUCCAGUGGGUCGCAUGGGGACGCUGCAAUGUGACGCCACGGCUGUGCCCACGCCAGAAUUCGAAUGGUACAGAGACGAAAAAAGGCUGUCCAAUGCCCAAGGCAUUAAUAUCCAGAUUCUUGGCACGACUACUAUUCUCAUGAUUGCCAACGUCACUGAAGAGGAUUAUGGGAACUAUACCUGUGUGGCCUCGAAUCGACUGGGCGUCCAGAAUGCCAGUCUCUUCCUCUAUAAAUACAUAGAGAGAGAAAAUCAGGUGACUGCGAAGAUCAAAGAAUAG
Notothenia coriiceps (black rockcod) is the source of this 462-nucleotide messenger RNA. RefSeq names its product limbic system-associated membrane protein-like. The annotation marks the transcript as partial. The transcript is spliced from 4 exons. Lineage: Eukaryota; Metazoa; Chordata; Actinopteri; Perciformes; Nototheniidae. The record is from RefSeq and is a predicted model, not a curated record.